Molecule: messenger RNA, 8739 nt
Organism: Caenorhabditis auriculariae
Lineage: Eukaryota; Metazoa; Nematoda; Chromadorea; Rhabditida; Rhabditidae
Source: the annotation of a GenBank genome assembly
AUGGCGUCGGAAUACAGUAACUUGUCUCUACCACGUCUGGAGACAAAAAACGGUACUUUUUCGGCUCGAAAAGUUUUCAUUCGUGCUUUUUUCCAGAAGUUAUCGAUUACGCGGUUGUUCUGGAUAUAAAUUUCCGUCGACGUAUUUUGGACAUCCGUACUUAUGGCGGUCAUUUACACCGCAAAAAAUUUUUGGCGGUUGGAAAAGCGUUUUUCUUAGUUUUGAAAAAUUGUUUUACAGAUGGUUGAACUGCACAGUAUGAUCAUUAACUGUUCGAGAAGAGAAAUUGUCACAUAUAUCGCCGAUUGGUAAUUAUAAUUUUUUGAAAACGGAAUUUUGGUUUUUUUUUUUCAGUAACAACGAAUUCGGGCACGUCUUCUUGAAACAGUUUGUUGUGUACAUGGCGGAUUAUCUAAAUCGACACGAAAUUCAUCCUUAUUCGUCAAAAUAUGCAAGUACGUUGGAAACGUUUUUUUAAAAUGAAACGAAAAAAACGUGAUUUUUAAGAGAGAAAAUUAUUAUUUUCAGUUGUUUUUGGUGACGGUUACGGAGAUAGUCAAAGUCUACGCGACACUCUUUUGUACUUGGCCGGUAGCGAUCCGGAACUUUCGGAAAAGUACUUAUAUGCUUGCGCCGCCCUGUACCCCGCUCAGACUACUGUUUAUGAGGUUUUCUCGAGCUUUGGUUCUAAUUGAUAACCUUUAUAUUCAGAAUCAUUUGGUGGAGGCGCUUCUCAAUUUGAAGGACAGGCCACCUGGAUACAGUAAACCGUUACUUCCUGGAUUUGUAAUUGAAAAUUGCAAAUUGCAGAUCGAGUCGUUCUCAAUUUGACCAUGAACUAUAGCAACCGCAAACAUAUGGAAGAAGUGGAAAACUACACGGCUUUAAUUAUUGACCACAUGCUUCAAAAAGUUCAAACAUGGAUGAAGUAUCGACCUAAAGAAAUGUCAACAUCGUCGUUCGAGAAUCUGCAAGCAAACAUGAACGAUUACGCUUACAACGUCUGGAUUCCGUUCUACAAUACAUUGAUUCAUUUUGACAUUUUUCUCGAAAGGUGAGAAAGAAAAAUAUGACGAACUGUCGAUUCAAUGUUUUGAAAAACGUUUUUUUCACAGUUUUGAAUCAUAUCCGCCUAAAAAUUGUAUGCGAAAUUUCCAUGAGUUUUUAAAAACUGGACAUUCAAUUUUAAAAAUUUAUACUUUCAGCUUAGAUUACAAUUAGAACUUGAUGCAAAUAUUUUUACAUCGGUUUAAACUAGUUUUUAAGUGAGUUACAACUUGCGGAAAUGUGGCCUAACCUUCCCAACGCAGCUUUUUCUGCGCUAGUUUUCUGAUUAAUCCAUAGAAAUGAAAUUUCCGUGUAAAAAAAUUUCGACGAAAUUUCUUUUCUUUCAGAAGCCUCACGAAAUAAUGAUUUAUUCAAACUUGGAAACUUUUUCAGAAGCGAUCCCGAUCACGCAAAUACCUCCGCGCUGGAUGUUUUGAAAAUCCUACCAAACUUGACUGGAGGAAUGCGAAGAAUGGCUUUGACUUAUCUACUCACAUUGUUUCAAACAGGAAUGGUCGACUUGACAAAAGGUUAUCAGUUUCAGGAACGCAAAUUUAUGCUCAAAUUUUCAGGCGGUGUUCUUGUGCCGUAUUAUUUGAAGACAGCCAUGUUGCCAUUGACCGAAAGAUUUUGCGUAAAUCCACCAACACCGUUUUCUUCGAAAACUGUGAAUUUUCUUCCUCUGCUUUUUUUUUACUUGAAGGUUUUCAGACCCUGUUCACUAGUCAAUUUGAAUUGCUUAUGCGAAUCAUGGAGUUCAUAGACUUUUCUGAUGAAACUCAUCUACAAUUGUUGGAAGACAUUGGUUUCUUUUUGAUUUGAAGAUUUUUUAAUGAAAUCUAUUUACAGGGCUUGAUGAACUGGCUCACGGGAUGAUUCUUGCUCUGAGCUAUGUAGAAAAAAAAUAUGAAGAACUUCUCAAUUUUUAUAAAUUGGUAUUCAGUGUUUUUUGGUGCUUGAACUUUAUUUUUUAUCUAGAUGUACCCUGAGAUUGACAACCCAAAUGUCGAUGUUUGCCUUCGAUUUGAAUUGGAUUCUCGCCAAGAGAAUGGUAUUUUUUUUCUUUUGAACAAUGGUAAAAGGAUGAAGGAAAAGAAAGUACUAAAAAAAGUAAUUUCGAUGAAAACGAGUGAGAUUCUGGUAUAUUUGCUGACGUUUCAAUGACGUCUACUUGAUUAAUUCAUGAUUCAUGCAAAAAAAUCUUGAUUAUUUUUUUGAUAAUAUCGGUUUUUUUAGAUCGCUAUGAGAUAAUUCGACUAUGAUCUAUAAAUAAAUCACAUUGUUUUAGUUCUAAUUCUGUGAAAAAAAUGCACACUUAUAUUUAUUAGUCCCUUAAACGAAUAGUUUCAGCUGGGCCAAUUCUCCGGAGUUCUCCAAGUUGUGAUGCGCUGUUUGCGGUUUUGCGUUGAGAACGGCCACACCGAGUUGAGAAGCAAAGUGUUCUCGAAAUAUUGCAUUUCCUUCUUCAUCGGGGAUUUUGAGGUGCAUUACAUUCGAAGAAUAAACAGACAAAUAAAAUUAAUUUACAGCAACGUGAAAUAAAUUUUGUGGAGCAAGAGGAUGCGGCUCAAUUUUUAUGCGUUUUAUACCGAGAUAUCUUAGUCACCUGUGCUGUGACGCGUCAAUGGAAGAAAAUUGAUCCGCUCAUCGUUCCUCUUCUUAUCAUGAGUCAAGUCGACUUGGAUUCGUUCCCGCUAGGGCUGCAGAUCAUGGAAAAGUGCUUUGAUCUUUCCAACCACCCCAACGUAAGCUGAAAAACAAACAAUUUCAAAAAACCCUUUUCUUUUCAGGUGAAAGAUCUUUUGGUAAACAGUGGAUGGUGCGACGGUAUCAACAACAGAGACUAUUUGGAGAAAUUGGCUCGAAAACUUCUUCCGGAAAUGCCAUACAUUUUCCACUGCACUUGUGUUCCAAAAGAGUAAGUUUUUCUUUUUUUUUUUCAAAACCAUCACUUUUUCAGAGCUGAUUUCAUUGACGGGCUUGACAAUGUCUCUCGGGCAAAAGAAGCCAUCUACAAAAUUGCUGAUCGUAUCAGAUUGAAGAAAAAUUCAACUGUCAAUUGCGUGCUGGAAACAUUAGAAAAGUUUCAUCUUCCAAUCGAGAACCAGAUCUACACGCUUUACACUAUUGCCGAACGUAAGUGACAAAAUUUAUUCAAUAUUAGUAUCUUCUCUUUUUAGUGGAGGAAGAUCACGAUUCUGAAGAGCGGGCAGACAAUCGCAGUGAGUACGAGACCGUGGAAGAAGUUUUCAAGAAACGAGCGGAAGAGAAACGAGCUGCAAAAGACAAGGCGGAGAUGGAAGCUCUCCUGCGUGACGAUAUUUACUAUAACGACAGCCCGGACUCGGAAGAAAGUUCAGAAGCAGAUGCUUCGGAAAAGCCUGUUUUUCUGCCUUUCUGGUACUCUGGAAACUAUCUUGGCACACUCCUUGACGAGUUCAAAACCGGGAUCCUUUCUCGUACUAGGCCCGAAGACUCGUAUUUCUAUACCAAACAACAAAGGGAACAAGGACACAAGUUUCCGGCUCGCGCGAAGUCUGACGCGCUUGAGAACAAUAAUUUCAAUCCUGAAUUCUGUCCUGGAGAGCUCGAAGACAAUGUUUUUGAAUCGGAUGAGCCUGCACAAAAAAAUGGUUCAAAUGAUUUCACAUCGGCGAUGAAAUUCUCCGCAGCAACUGACGGUUUUCCACCAACCAAGGCUCUAAACCUUACAAACGUGGACCAAACCAAUUUGCGUAAAAGAAAAUCGAACUUCAUCAGUGACAGUUAUGCAAGUGUUCACAAGGAAAAGUACGUUGACUCUCGUCCCAAAAAAGUCGUAAUUGGAGAAGACGAUCUCGAAGAGGACGGAUUUGGAGAAGAAUACCAUAACAACUACUACUUGGACAAUGCAGAUCUCAAAGAAGAGAACGAAGAACUGGAUGAAGCUGAUGUUGGAGAGGAGAAUUUCGUUCAAGAAAAAGAUAUAAAGGACGACUUUUUGGCAGAAGACGUUCUAAAAGAAGAAUCACUUGAAGACUUUGAGACUGAGGAGAGUAUGGAAGACUGCGUCUUUUCUGAAUACCAAAAUAUAAACUAUGAGCAAAGCUUUGCGGAGGAGAGUAUGGACAUUGAAGGAGGAAACACUGAAAAAGGGCUUCCUCAUAAGGAACCCGCUCAGAAAAGUGCUUCUCAGAAAGACACGGAGCCAAUGAACCCUUCGGACAUUACUGAAGGAGCGUGUGAACCAGUAGCUGAACCCGUUAGUACUACUGCAUAAUUGAUUUCUGAAUGGUUCGUCCCAAAAAGAACCCCUAACUUUUUUGUGAAUGUGUUUGAAAUUGAUUAAACUAAUCUGAUAAUUUGUAAAAAUCUGCUAGUUAUUCUGUUUGUGUUAUUUCAUCUUCGACGAGUUAAAGCUUGUUAUCUCGUUAAUUUUAAGAAUGUGACUAAUGUCUUUAACUUCAUACAUAACGUGUAGUGAAAUCAUCUCAACGUUACGCGGUUUGUUUGCGUUUUUUGUAUGUUGUGGUUAAUUGUGAAUUUCAUUGUUUUGCGGAUAUUCAAAUGCAGUUCACAUUUCUUUUUUGUCUUUACGAAAUAAUGAAGAUUUUGAAACAGAAUAACUGUGUAAGAUAAUGAAAAAGUGCACGUCAUAGGGCUGCACGAAUUGUAGGCUACGGUCAACGCCUUUUGAACCAUCCUCCGAUAACCGAACUUGAUCUCACAGUCGGGAGUUUCGAACAAUCAAAGAACACUGUUUCGAUAGUCUCCAGUUCAAUGCGUAUCGUUUUUGACACGGUCAGAAAAAUGAGAAGUUCUAGUUUCCUAUGGAUUUUUCUUAACAGUUUUGACUCGGGUAACGGUUUUUUCUUUGAGAUUCGAUUUAGGCAUUGAGAGAAAAUCAUAGGACUCAUUUACCGUUAACUUGACUGAAAAACUGUGUAAAGUUUUCAACUCUUCCGAGAAGAACGUAAGCGAAAAAUAUAAUUUGUAUGUUUUUUUUUGAGUUUCGUCCUUCUUUUUCACGUUUCAAACGAACUGGCCAAAUUUAUUUUUGAGGAUAAACUUUAAUCAUUUAUUGAAUCCUAUGUAGCAUCUUUUUUCUAGUAUUUCUCUCGUUCUCAGAAUCUGAAAGUAUGUUAAUCCACAUUUUCAUCAUGUAGUUAAAAGUUGUCGCAGAAUGUUCUUUUUCUGGCACAGUGAUGUAUGAAUGAUUGAAAAUCCUGAAUAUCCAAUUUUCAAUGAUCGAGAACGAAUCUCCGAUUGCGACAAGGAAGCCGCAGAUUUCCCACGACCGGUCAACGUCCGAUUGCGAACGCCGAAUCAUGUGUGGAAAGAGAAAAGUUCAGAAAACGAAAAGCUAGACGAAAAAAAGAGAUCUCGAGAGGUUGUUCGCCGAAGGGCGUGUCCCAGUUGCCUUUAACCAAGAGAGGCAGGUGGAGAGACGACGAGGCACCUUUUCGCCGCGCUUCCAUGCGAUCCAGUUUGCUGGUCUGCCGCCUCUUGUGUUACUGUUGGUUCCGAUGGACGCAGUUGCUUCUCUUUGUUUUAUAAACAUUUUGACCCGACGGCUUUUUCGCAUUUAUUCUUCUCUCAUUCAUGAGUUUUGAUUUUGCUUCCAGUACUCUCGAAUAAACUAUCGCUACUAAAAGCAAAGCUAGUCAAAUCCUAAUCAAAUAUGUUUUUUUUUUUGAGAAUAUCCUUGAUUCAUAGCUUGCUUGAGGCGAUAUCCAAUUAGGAUGCUCACGCGAAUAGCAAAACAAUGUCUCUUCAGUUGUUUUGUUGAACUUUAUUUUCGAGUCUCAAGGCCGCAGAGCCUUUGCAAACGCGGUUGAGAGUCCGCAGGCAACACAAAUGAGUUACUGGUGGAUACAUUUUGAAAACUGGUUUUUGAGUGAAAGAAUUGAAUUUUCGAGUUUUUUUCAUUAAUCAAUUCAAUCAGAGGAUAUUUUUAACUUUCAAAAAGUUGACUGUCUCAAUGGUUGUUUCCGAACUCGUUGUUUUAUCAGUUUUAAUCUUCAUCAGAUGGAGUAAUUUCUCCAUUUUCUCAAAGUUUCACUAUCCGCAAGACUUUUUCUUAGCGAGAAAAAAAAAAUUUCAGAAGCUUAACUUUUGUGAUAUGAAAUAUCAGCUUUCUCUAUGCCCAAAAUUUCCGUCUGUUGGACUUAAAUCCAAGCAAUUAUUGGAACUGGAAAAACAACAAAAAAAGAAACUUCACCAGACUCAAGUUUGUUUUGAAAAACUCUAUCAACAUUUUGAUCUUGCGCACUCAAGAGAGGAAGUAUUUUUUUCUUUUCUGUCGCGAUCACCUGACCGAAUCGUCUCAAACACCAAAAAAGCAGUUCGACUCAACGAAACAACAUUUGUAGCAAACUUUAGGCCGUUUCCGGAAUGGAAUCCCGGCGGGUGAUUGUCGUUCGACAUGGGGAACGAUGCGAUUUCGUGUUCAACCAGUACAAUGGCUCUUGGGUCAAACGGGCAUUUGACAGCGCUGGCAGGUGAGAAAAUCAAUUCAUCAUCACUUUAUUUCUGAGAGCUUGUUUUCUACUUUUAAUUCAAGGAUGCUUUAACAAAGAGGGAUAUAUUUUUUCUUAAUCGAUGGGAAGACAUCUUUCGAAAAAUUUCAACUUGCCUGGUUUACCACUCAACAAAGAAAAAAGCUCGAACCGUCCAAUAGGCCUAAAGAUUUUUUCUAUCUCUGAAAAAAGACCUCUCAAAAAAGGGAACAACGAGUCAUAACUCUCAGGAUAUUUACUUAGUAGAUCAAAGAGUGUAUGAGUCACUUUUCUGAGAAUUCACAGAAUUGGCUCAGCUUCCUUAAUCCAUCAUUUUGAGCCCCAGAGAAAAAGUUACACAAAAAACAGAAAAGAAGUUUAAUAAUAACUUCAUUCUAAUCAUUGUCACUCAAUGAGAAGCAUUGUAGGUGUAGCUAAAAAGCCAAGUCCGCAAAUUUUUGUACGGUUCUCAAGCUUUUUGCUAUGACGUCUUAUCAUUACUCAAAUCUGUAGCGCGUCGCUUGACAUUUUCAACGUGACGCAUUUUUUGUUUUGUUGUGCAGUCUUGUUCAAACAGGGAGCUGUUUUAUUGAACAACGGACUUUUCCCCUUAUUUGCUACCUUGCUCUUGGUAGUCAAAAUAAACCUUUUUUUCUUAUCAGUUUUUAGCAACCCUGCAGUAUGUAAACAUUCUUUUUUCAUUAAGAUGAUAAAACGAUUUCAGGAUAAAAUUCUAAUUUAGAGGGCAUGAGAGGAAGUUCAGCUAUUUUUUUCUGAUCGAGAAGAAAACAAUUUCUUUUUUACAAUAGGAGGCGUAUGAAGCAAUAACUCUUAGAAACUUGAGUUGAAAAUGAGUAGGGAAUUUUCACAAAGGCGUUUUUUUGAUCACAAGACCGGAAGAAACUUCCCUGUCUUGUUUAAUCAGUAAGGCCCUCAUCAAAGUUUUUUUUUAUUUAGAUACCGGCCGUUUGACGUGAACAUGCCACGGAACGUUCCAAAGCGACGCGAUGGCUACCAGGCCUACGAAAAAGACACGCCACUCACUGAGAUUGGCUAUCUGCAGUCCAAACUAACAGGUUCCUUGGUUCUUUAUACAUCAAAGAUUGCAUGGCAUCACACUCUGAACAGUGUCGGAGACGGAAAGAACAAAGGCAGAAAGCAAAAAACCACAAGCAACAAGAAAAAUGUUAAGGUCGGGCCCUGAGAGACUCUAGCGUCGAGAUUGAUCACAUUCUGUGUUCGCCCGCUUUGAGAUGUGUUCAGACCACCGUUGGUAUUCUCAAAGGAAUCGGUUCGUUGAAUUCUUCACUCAAAAGACAACAAUCUUCAUUUUCGGCUUAUAUAUAAAGAUUUUCAGGUGAAGAUAAGAAACGGACUGUCAAUAUUGAACCAGCGUUGUUUGAAUGGCUGCUGUGGUGCAGAGGAGCGCGACCUUCUUGGAUCGCUAUCGACGAUCUCAAAAAGCUUGGUCGAGUCUAAAAAUAAAAUGAUAAUAACCUUUUCAGUUCAGGCUACCCAGUUAACUCCACAUAUGAGCCUGCUAUGAAGGAAGACGACCUUGAUCUUUCUGAAACUCUGGCUUCCUACUACGAGCGCUCGUUUUGGAUCAUUCAGAACAUCCUUAGCCGGUUUUCAGGCACGUAGUUCAAUUCCAAAACAUUUUGAAUCAUGUCAGCAUCUACCUGUAGAAAAGAAGUAGCUGAAAAUAUUAGUCAAAACGUUGUAAUUAAUUGCGGUCUUCUUAAUUUUUCCUGUGAUCCUAUUGAAAAAAAAAAUCGAGUUUCAGUCAGAAAUCGAAAAAGUUUGUGUUAUCUUUAAGAAUUUAACUUGAACGUAUUCAUCCCACAAACUGAUUAUUUUGAGAGUUUUUUCAGGAAACAUUCUAAUAGUGGCUCACGGAGCCUCUCUCGAGACUUGCACACGGAUGCUGUGCGGAGGCGCGAUAAGACCAGCCGAAGACUUCUAUUACCUCCUCCAGAACACGCCUUACUUGGCCUGCAUUGAGAUGACGGAUCAGGAGCCUGAGAACAGCGCCACCUCUUCUCGGUCGCAGUAUCCGCCGCAGGGCUGGACUAUUACGGGAAGUCCCAUUCCAACCUUCACUCAUGCUUUCAACACUGCCUACGACGCCAUGCAGCACACCUUGCCGCAAGAAGUUAUCAAGAAGAGGAUCAGAGACAAGGCUCUCGCCGCUCCAAAAAACCGAUUUGUUUGA